GCCCGGCUCCGGGUCCCGGCCGCUCCCUGUAGGCUCCGAGCCCGACUGGACUCAAGACAACAGGAGAGAGGAACAUAUUAAAAUGUCGCCUGAAGUUGCCUUGAACAGGAUUUCGCCAGCCCUCUCGCCUUUUAUUUCCAGCGUGGUCAGAAAUGGGAAAGUAGGAUUGGAUGCCACCAAUUGUUUACGGAUUACAGACUUGAAAUCUGGAUGUACAUCCUUGACGCCGGGACCCAGCUGUGAUCGGUUUAAGCUACAUAUACCUUAUGCUGGAGAAACACUCAAAUGGGAUAUAAUUUUCAAUGCUCACUAUCCUGACCUGCCACCAGAUUUUAUCUUUGGAGAAGAUGCUGAAUUUUUGCCAGAUCCUUCUGCCUUGCAUAAUUUAGCCUCUUGGAAUCCCUCAAACCCCGAAUGCCUCCUGCUUGUUGUGAAAGAGCUUGUCCAGCAGUAUCACCAGUUUCAAUGCAGCCGAUUACGUGAGAGCUCUCGCCUCAUGUUUGAGUAUCAGACAUUGCUUGAAGAGCCCCAGUAUGGAGAAAACAUGGAAAUCUAUGCUGGCAAAAAAAACAACUGGACUGGUGAAUUCUCAGCUCGCUUCCUCUUGAAGUUGCCUGUAGAUUUCAGCAAUAUUCCCACAUACCUUCUCAAGGAUGUGAAUGAAGAUCCUGGAGAAGAUGUUGCACUUCUUUCAGUUAGUUUUGAGGAUGCAGAAGCUACUCAAGUUUUUCCUAAGCUAUUUCUCUCCCCACGUAUUGAACAUGCUCUUGGAGGAUCAUCCGCCCUUCACAUCCCAGCCUUUCCUGGUGGAGGUUGUCUUAUCGACUAUGUACCCCAAGUAUGCCAGCUACUAACAAACAAGGUACAGUAUGUUAUUCAGGGAUACCACAAAAGAAGAGAGUAUAUCGCAGCUUUCCUGAGUCAUUUUGGAACUGGUGUGGUGGAAUACGAUGCAGAAGGCUUCACAAAACUCACUCUGUUGCUGAUGUGGAAAGACUUUUGCUUCCUUGUUCACAUUGACCUGCCGCUGUACUUUCCUCGAGACCAACCAACCCUAACAUUUCAGUCAGUCUACCACUUCACCAACAGUGGACAGCUGUACUCCCAAGCGCAGAAGAACUACCCUUACAGCCCACGCUGGGAUGGCAAUGAAAUGGCCAAGAGAGCAAAGGCGUAUUUCAAAACAUUUGUCCCUCAGUUCCAGGAGGCAGCAUUUGCUAAUGGAAAGCUUUAGACAACCCUGGGCAUUGAGGUGAUACCGGACAGGUUCUUCAGCCUGCAUAUAUCAGCUCCCAAGAAUUCCUGGAAGUAAGUUGGGUCAUCUCAAUAGGUGCUUUCUUGCCCCAGAUAUGGGUUUGAUUGCUUCAGUUUUUGUCUGAUUUAUGAAAGACAGACCUCAGCUAGUAAGCUCAAAACCAAGUAUUUGAUAUUCACCCCUAUCCUGUUGCUUCUGYGACUACCACUCCUUCGUGUAUCCACUGGAUUCAUUUUAAAUGUAUCUGUUUAGAUGUGAUACCAUUUUCGUGUGCCAAGGAUGUCCACUAUGUUAUGCCUUGUUUCAGAACUACUUGUCUUCAGAUGGUGUUAAUUGGAUUUUUUUUUUCCACAAAAAUAUUUAGCCUGUUUUGAGCCUUUGUAUAUUUAGUUAAUGUUUCCAGCUUACCCYAAUAACAUUUAAGACUGCCGUGUGUACCAGAAAUGCCUAAUGGACUACAUAGUGCCAUAUUCUGCYGUGAACGAUUGCACCUCAUUGUGGCUGUUGCUCUCACAGGUAUGGAUAUGAGUUGUGCAGUUCAAUUCUCAGUGCCUUUCAAGUUGGUCUGAUAGUAAUAUGGCAAARUUGGGAUUGUUUUUUCUUUUGUUAUAUUUCAGUCGAAAGCUCAUCUUGUAUUAAGUGCUGUGUUUUUAUGCAUUGUUUUUAUUUCCACUUAUACACUUGCAGUGUUUUUCUAAUGAUCUUUCCUUUCUGUUACGAAAAAGUUUAUUGCUUUAGUACCACUGCACAAGGAAGUAGCUAUAUAAAUUAGUAUAACAAAAUAAAGCUCUUCCCUAGACCCUAUUUUUUUUCAAGAUAAAUAUGACCAAGAAGCAAAGUUUUAGCAAAAGAUUGAAUGAUGCUGUAGAAAACAACUGAUAUAAUACAAGGCUAUAGAUGUAUUUAGCUUAAUGGUUAAGUUCAACAUGUCUUUUCAGAAAUUAUUUUAAGUGUAUAUAACUGGAAACAUUACCUCCCCUUAUUCUGAAAUGCCAAAUGCAAAAUCCUGCCUAUUCAUCCUUCCUUUCAUGCUGUGUGUCAGGCGCACCAGACACGGCCAGCUCUCAUGGUGUCACUUCCCAAAUUAAUUUGUAAAUAGACCAGGGUACUUUCCAGUAAGGAAUAAAAUUAACUGUGUAUGUUGUUUAAAAAUGGCAUAUGGAAAAUGUACCAUACUUCUGCUAAAUGUAAGGAACUAAAUGAAUUGUAUGAAGUUGAUACAGCGGCAUUGAAAAAAACAUCCAAUUUGAAAGUAUUCACUCUAUUACUACUAUCUACUUAUAAAAUGAAAUCAAUAAAAUUAAUUGAUUUGCAUUAUUCCCUUAGCCUUUCUGGCAUGUGAGAUAUUUCCUACAACUAGUGCUUUUCUGUGGAAUGUCCACUCAAGAAAUAUAGAUUCUUUGAAUUGAUGCUUAUUAAUUUAAAAAUAUGCAAAUAACUUGACCCUAGAAACCACAGCUAUUUUUAACUAGCUUAUACACAGAAUUUUAGGUUGUGUCUUAUAGUGAAGUUCUUGACUGGAAAUUAAGCUGCAGUCAAAAUCAGAGGCCUUAUUUCAAAUCUGCUGUAAAGGGGACUUGUUCUGCCCUCUGACCUGUCCCCUGUGACUCUGCCUACAUUAUGUGAGGACAGUAAACAUCUCCAGAGAUCUGAGACUGUGUUUUUCUCUAUGAGGAGGCAUCGUGCUGGGCUUCUGUAUGCGAACCGACACCUCUAGCAAGCGUGGAGAGGUUUAAUUUUAUAUGUCUAGUAAAACUGUAACUCAGCAACCUUAGAUGACUAAAACCAGACAUGGUUCCAUAUAUGUGAUGGUCUCAAAUCUGCAUUUCUUCAGGUAAAAGUCACACGUUCAAGCAAAAGCUUACUCUUGUGACUGGGAAGCRAAGAAGAGGGCUAGUGAAAAACAUUUCUUCUCAUAAUGUUCAAAAUCUUAUAGAAACAAUCUCUAGUAUUCUCAAAAUGAAAGAGAGMUCUCAAUAGGUUUCAUGAGUAGAUCCCUGGGAUCUUACAUUUGAUAGCAGCAUUUCACUCAAUGUUGUAGUUACUUUCUCAUGAACUUCUUUACUUAAUUCUUUGUAUUUUUGAUUGUCUGUAAUACAAGUGUCAUCACUUUUUUAAAAUCUUUUCAGCAAUUGCCAUGAUGUUGUAAAAGGCUGGCAACUGCAGAGCAUUUAAAAUGGAAGUCCAUUUUUCAUCAUUCACAUUUUUAACCAAAAAUGCCUUCUUCACUUCAGUCUUAGGAACUCUGGGCAAAAGACUGGGCUGCUUUAUUAAACUCCCAAGUGUUCCAGRAGCUUUGUGAGAAAAGACUUUGAGGAUAGGAAAAGCCCAAACCAACCAUUGGUUGUGUUAAGUGUAAAAGUAAAAACAAACUGUUGGUUUCAGUUUCAAUCUUACCUGACGAGGUGUUCAAUUCUGUCAUACCACUGUCACUAUUUAGCAAAAAUUUAGGCAGAGAGGUUGAGAAACUGUAUUGCUUGUGUUUGAAAUAAAGCCUGCAAGCCUCUCAAUUUUUAGAUUAGAAAAAAAGGCAUUUUUUCUUAAAACGUAAUGAACAGAUUUGUUAUUUCAAAGCCCUCCUGAGCUUUUUGACCUAUCCCUCAUGACAGUUAUAUAUUUAAGCAGGAAAAAUGGGAUAGCAGGAGGAAAGAUAUGGUUAUGAAUGAAUUCUUCUCUUUUAAAGGAAGAUUACAUAUAAAGGCUAAAACAGAAGAUAAAAUUUGAACAAUUUUGACAUUUCAAACAACUUCAAACAAGUGGUUCAAACAAUUUUAUAUCAACUCAAAUAUUUAUUGAAGCAAAUUAAGUUAAACACAAGAGUUGUAAUCUAAUAAGCURAAGUUAAUUCUAGUAUCUCUUUUAUAUGGU
Messenger RNA from Nothoprocta perdicaria, 4123 nucleotides. RefSeq names its product BRISC and BRCA1 A complex member 2 (gene BABAM2). The record is from RefSeq and is a predicted model, not a curated record. Bases 83 to 1234 code for a protein of 383 amino acids. The transcript has 12 exons. Gene Ontology annotation, biological process: double-strand break repair. Gene Ontology annotation, cellular component: BRISC complex; BRCA1-A complex. NCBI's taxonomy places the organism in Eukaryota, Metazoa, Chordata, Aves, Tinamiformes, Tinamidae.